Darwinula stevensoni is the source of this 4527-nucleotide messenger RNA. The record is from the annotation of a GenBank genome assembly. NCBI's taxonomy places the organism in Eukaryota, Metazoa, Arthropoda, Ostracoda, Podocopida, Darwinulidae.
AAAGUUUUUGGAUUCUCUUUCAGGCUGAAAGUGUUGAAUGAAUUACACUUGAUGGAUGGGCUUUUCUCCCUUGGAAUAUCUGCAUCUGUUAGUUGAAAAAAUGCCUGACAAAUGAAUAAGGAAAGGGGUCACCAGCUUGGAGCUUUGAGGAAAUUAUGUCGAAAAGUGAUAGGAGGAAAAUCUCUCUAGAUCUGAACAAGAAGCCCAGUGUGUUUGAGAGAUUAGGAACAAAGCCUGGAGGUUCAACUGGUGUUUGUCGACAUUGGCUGUCUACUUCCAAUUGUCCAUUUGGAAAAAAUUGCAAGAACGUAAACUCACAUGGUUCUCUGAACAAGUCUGAUUUGCCCCCUGUGGAGGAUUUGAGAUCCAAGGUUCCUCGAAAAAGUGGAGCAACAUCACCAGUUGCAAAGGUUGGAUCAAGACCUGAAUGGUACAACCUCCUUCAGUUAACAGUCCUCCAAUCAUCACUGGCGACAGUUCGUGCUAAGAAGGAGGAAGCGACUAUAAAUACCAGUGCAUCAUCAUCUGAGGAUAAGAAGCUUCACAAGUCAGAAAUGUCAAGUAAAGAAAGGGGUUUAAAAGACAAAGAGAGAGAAAAGAGUCUUUCAAGAUCCAGGCAUGGAAGCAGCUCCAAGCGGGACUCUCUCAAAGCUCACAAGGAGAGGACAAGGUCUAUUGGACAUAGCAAUUCACCCAGCAAGAGGAGUAAAGGCUCCCCACCUUCUACAAGAAGGUCUCCUGCUUUGAAAAGCAGAGAUCUUGGUGAAUCAAGGAUUGUCAAAGGCAGUUCUGGUCCACGUUCUCCUAGUCGACAUUUGCGGGAUGAAGGUCUAAGAUCUCAUGAGAAGGCAGACAGAGGAAGUGCAAAGGCACGUAGUCCCAGCUCUCGAAGUGGAAUUCCCUCUACAGUGCCCCAUUAUAGUGAAAGGGAUCGAGAAAGAGCUUAUCCACCUGAGUCCUCUCGCUCUAAACGAGGUAACAGUGCUGAUUCAAGAGACAAAGAUCGUUACAGAAGCAGGGAUUCCGUAGAUCAUCUGAACUCAUCGGAUAGGGAUCGUGGAAGAGGAGACAGAGAACGUGGAGAACAUUGGAGAGAAGAUAGUAGUCGCAAGUAUCUCCAUCGAGACAGUCUACCUCCUCCACCUCUUCAUCCUCCUUUGGAUGAUUAUCGUGGAUACCAUCCACAUGCAGACUAUCCCUUGGAUUGGGAAGCUGACAGAGGUGCUCCAGCUAGUUCAUAUUUGGACCCACCUGAUUACCAUCCUCCACCUCCACAUCCAUAUGUGGAUGACUUGGGUCCACCUGUGAUAAGUCACAGCCACAGGUGGAGUCCACAUCAUAGCCGAAACGCUUAUGAUGAUAGAAGGGGUCUCAGUGGAGAUUGGAUGUCUCCAACACCAAGUGCCAUCCCAGCUGAUUGGGAGAGGGAACGUGAAAGAGGAAGGGUUAGCAGUCGUCGUCCUGCAUCUUAUAGAAGCAGCUCCCACUAUAAAAGAGAUGGAAGUGUGGAACACCGUAGGAGCAGAGACAGGAAAGACAGCUGGGUUGUACCUCCAGUGAAGCAAGAAGAUGCAAGGGAAGAAUCUGACAGGAAAAGAGUCAAAGAUGAAUCAGGUCCAUCCAGUUCAGGAGCUGAUGGCUGGAACAAUUAUUCAUACUCUGCUCCAGGAUGGGAUCAAUCAAAGGCAGAGUUCCCCUCAUCCAAGAGGUCAGGGGAGCGAGAUGACAGAGAUGUGGAGCCACCCUACAAAGCUGGUAAAUGGGAUAGUGAAGAAGCAACUGGACUGCAUCAUCCUGAUGUUAGUGCAGAUGUUCCAUCUCAGCUGUCUGAUGUCUCUGAGGACUCCAAUGAUAUUCUCAACCGAGACGAGCCAGAAGAAUCCUCUGAGCAACGGUGUGCUGAGACAGAUGUUCAAACUGAAGAAUCAAUGGGACUUGAGGAGGGGACAGAAGGAGAGACUGAAAAAGAGCGUACAUUGGAUGAAAUGGAAGAAGAGGUGGAGGAAGAGGAAGAAGAUGAUGAAUGGAAGACCAUUGACUUUGAAGAAAUCUCUGAAGAUGGAGAAGCUGAGUUUGCUGAGAGAACUGCUGAUGGGACUAAGCCAAGUAUUGCAGAUGCACUUGAUAUAGAUUGGGGCUCCUUGAUAUCAGAAACAAAACCAAAGACAAUUGCUCCAGUCAGUGCAAUGCAGAGAUUCACACCUAAGAGGAUCUUAUCCCAAAUAGGAAUUAGUGCUGAAGGUAGUGGGAAGGCCUUAUUAGACCAGGCCAAAAAUAUCCUGUCCCAUGUUGACUCUGAUGACACAGAGGACGAGAAAUUGUUGGACCCCAUGGCAUCUUUGCACUCAUAUAAAAGGCAGCAAGAAAGGGAAAAGAAGUCUCUUUUUACUGAUGUUGGAACCUUCUGUCGUGCUCUCACUGCAUCCCAUGAUCUCCAUCUUAGGCGCCAGUUAUGUGGCCUUCCUAAAGCUGAAGUCUGCACAGAAGGACUUCUGGGUUGCUUUAUGCUUCACUCAUCCAUUCUCCACCACAACCUCUGCAUUUUCCGUGCUCGGACAUGUGUGCACCCUGUUCUUCUUCCAUGUGGACAUCACUUCUGCUUCCUCUGCAUCAAAGGUGCUACUAACCAGUAUAAGAGAUGUGCAAUCUGUCGACAGGAAAUUCCUCAAGAGUAUCUGGAUCAUCCUCAUCUCAUCAACAAUAUAGACCUACAUAAAGAUUAUGCCUUUGAAGAUGGAUAUCAAUGGUUCUAUGAGGGAAGGAAUGGCUGGUGGCAAUAUGAUGAGCGAACAAGUGCAGACUUGGAAAAUGCAUAUAAACAAGGAGAUCGAACCUGUGAAGUCCUUAUUGCUGGCCUUUUCUAUGUCAUAGACUUCAACAAUAUGCUCCAAAUCCGGAGGAAUGAUCCAUCCCGGCGAAGACGUAUUAAAAGAGAUUUGGCAUCUAUUCCGAAGAAAGGAGUUGCAGGGCUGAGAAUUGAGAGUUCAGCAGAAGAGAGCCUUGUUGAAGAAAGGGGACAUCGUCAAACAUUGAGCUCAGAUCCACUUGCUCGAGGACCAUCCUUUUCUCCUAUCCCAGUCCCACCUACAAACACUCCACAAACACCUCAUACCCCAAGCACUGGUAGCUCUAGCUCCUCCCCUCAACAGCAAGAGUCCAUGUUGAUGUACUUGGAACAACUCAGGAUUCAAGAUGAAGAUGAGCCUGUAGCAAGCACUGGAGAAGGGAUGCAUCAAGCUAGUUCUUGUGUUCACCAGGACUUUGGAUCCUCCCCAAUUCGAUUUAGACUCCAAAGGCCUCCUCGUUCUCAUUCUCAUUCACGUGCUCGAUCCCUUUCAGCACCUUCUUUAGGCCCAGAUGAGUUAGAUGAGGCUCUUGUGUCCCUUUCCCUCUGUCCCACUUCACACCUCUGAGUGUUACCUUUGUACUCUACUUCAUAUCUUGAUGAAUUGCCCAGGAAUUAGACAAAAAACUAUUUCUGCAGAGGACUUUGCUGGUUGCAUCCGCACUACUGUACAUAUCCAUGCCAAAGUCAUGCCUUUUCCUGUACUCCCACCCCAACAGUUAUUUAGGUGACUCAUUAACCAGUUGGUGGCUUCUCUUUGCUGCAACAAUUUUCAAAUGACCUGAAUCUUUGCAAGAUAGGAAAUAAUAUUUUUCUGUGAUAUUCUUUUUAAUUAAAAAAUAGUGUACAGAGAGUUUGCCAUAGAAGCAUGAUGGUUCAUUGGUGUGAUAGUGAAAGUGAACCCAUAGGAAUGUCAUCAGGCAAGGUUUUUUAGAUAAUGUGAAUCAUGAAUGGUGUUCCAAGAUUUCUCUGCCAUUUCAUUGAUUAUCAUGAGUGUUGUAAUUUUUUUUCACCUCAUACUUCAUUGUGGGUGUGACAUGCGCUGAAUUUGUUUAGUUUAACCCGUAAAAUACAGAGACCACAGAAAAUUCCAAGAUAUUUUAAAUGUUUCUUGCUUGAUUCCACUGUUGAAGAAAAUAAGUUCAUUUUAGAGGGGAUAUGCUUAAUGUUUACUUGAUGAUGCCUAUUGAGACAAAUUUGACUCUACAUAAGAGUCUUCAGAAUGGAUAUAACAGGAAUGUAGGCACCUUGAAAAAAAAAGUUUCUAACGUUUUUGCCAUGAUAAGACCUGUCCAGAGUCUUAUAAUGGGGAAAGUAAAUAGUUCAUCAUAUUGAAUUUCAGUGCUACAUAUGGACAUGGGAAGGCGUUGAGCCUGUGAAUUCCGUUUUUCUCCCCUUCCCUAUUAAUCUUGACUGGUGCGCUUAUACAAAGUAGGUCGUUGCUCCUCUGUCCUUCCUUUGUCUUGACCCUGGAUUUCAACACCAUCGUGAUUCAUUUCUUUCAAGAAGGACAAGGGUCUGGCCAAAGUGAAAACCUUGGAGAUGGUUUUCCAUGCAUCUGCAAAAGAGAUGUGGCAAUACUCAAAAUCAUGAGAAAUUUAGCUGUGAUUAAAUGUUUUAGCUAUAUUAUAUUUCUGUCAUCAUAUGGCUUUGGUUUCAGGAAAAGAUUUGUGACUUUCUGU